Molecule: messenger RNA, 870 nt
Organism: Babesia microti strain RI
Lineage: Eukaryota; Apicomplexa; Aconoidasida; Piroplasmida; Babesiidae
Product: Ribosomal protein L3
Exons: 5
Coding region: 1-870 (289 amino acids)
Biological process (GO): translation
Cellular component (GO): ribosome
Molecular function (GO): structural constituent of ribosome
Source: RefSeq, a predicted model, not a curated record
AUGCUUAUUAAAUAUGCGAAUUUGAUAAUUACACUUUUAUACCUUUCUUCCAGUGACAUCCAUACGUUUGUCACGUAUCGCAAUCAUAACUUUCGUCCAGAUAACAAUUUGUUGAUUUUUGGGGGUAAAAAAAGGGCACUUGUGUUAUACAACCCCAACGAUCCUAGACCAGAUCUAUGGACCAAAAUCAACUUUCCCGAGCAGUAUCCUAUGAUUGAAUUGAAGGCUGUUAAGUACAAGAUGGGAAAUGUAGUGGCCCCAAACGGUUACGUUGAAGUUAUCACCGCAUUGUUCAUUCCUCCUCAGAUGAUUUGUCAGUUUGAUGAUUUUGGACGGUGUUUGGUUUCAUUUGGAAAGCCAUUAUGGGAAAAGAGAUGGCAUAAAAAGCCGCAUUUAGGCAAAUUAUCCCGUGUUGGAGCAAAUUUCUCCCGUUUGGCUUCGGUAAAACUUCAGCCACCUCAUGAUUUUUCCCUUGGUCAAUUACUUGACUGCAGCUUAUUUGCAAACUGCACGCAUGUUAAAGUAUCUGGGAUUACAAAAGGCAAGGGAUUUUCUGGUGCAAUUAAGCGCCAUGGCUUCCAGAGAGGUCCCACUACCCAUGGAUCAAAGCAUCAUCGGAAAAUCGGUUCAAUUGGCGCAUCUACAACGCCAGGGCGUGUAUUUCCGGGUAAAAAAAUGCCUGGAAGAAUGGGUGGGACAAGCGCUACCUUUAGACGUCUCAAACUCAUUGGUAUAAACGUCGAGUCAAAUUUGAUAUUUGUAAAGGGCAGCGUGCCUGGAAACAAAGGGAGCUAUGUCUCGGUAACAACUGAUAUGAAAGGCGUACCAGAUCCUAGAUUCACUCCCACAAUUGAUGUCAGUUUGAACUAG